GAGCAACAAGUAAGGUCUCGCACCUACCAUUCCUCUAUCCGAGCUUUAAACCCUUCUCUUCCCCUCUCUCAAGACCCCAAUUGCGUGGUUCUACACAACUCUCGCAAUGCUCUAAUUCCUAGCAAACUAUCAGACAAAGAAUAAUCAUAAAACGCACAUAUUAACGACUACACCAUGGAGAUUGAUUCCAAUGACACAACCAGCCCGCAUUCCACAAACGAGAGCUCGUUUGGGUUUUUCAACACAUUUGAGUUUGAUCACAGUGGACCAGGCGGCAUAGAUUCAAUUAUUAUAUCAGAAGACAAUUCAUCGGAAGGCACUCCCUUUGAACAUCCUAUUGAAGAAGAUCCUUAUAAUGAAAUCGAGCCGUAUUAUCUCCAAGGCCAGAGAUUAUAUCAACAGCAACAACAGUCUCGAAGACGGAAUUUAGAAGACUCACCGCCGUUUACGCUUGAUCGAAAAUUUGACUCCCUCAGUAUCCCGGAUUUCACUAUCCCUGCAUCACCACCCGCCGCACAUUUGGAAGACCACUAUAUUAUUCCCGCCGAUAGCUCUUCUAUAGUGGAUGUCCCCAUGCCCCACACCACUGCCAAAUACGCGCUACAAAAGAAAGUAUCGCAAAAUGCUGCUACGGGUGACAAUGGAUCGUCUGUUUUCAAUAUAUCUUGGGGAGGUGAUGAUCGGCCGCCGGAAUCUUACGAUGAUCAAGGUCUUACGGAAGAAAACAUGCAGCCAACAAAGCCUCUUCCAAAACCUAGAGGAGUCAAGCGUCAUCCAUCGCCUGACUUAAACGACGAUGGAACCUUGGACGAGGAAAGCCUCAAGCGAUUGAGGAAUACUCACGCAGCGCGUAGAUCGCGUUUGAAGAAGUUUUUAAAGGUUGAGUUUCUGGAGAAACAAGUUGCUGCCUUACAAGCUGAAAACUCCAAACUUGUGCUGCGCACUGCAGUUCUAGACAGCGAAAAGCACAGUAUGCUUGCUAAGGAACAAGAGUAUCUACGACGUAUAAAGCACCUUGAAGAAAUUAACCUCCAGCAGAGCAAGAAACUCAACGAAACUUCCACUGAUUCCAACGCUCAGAAAUGGCUUGUAUAAAACCCAACAGUGUGCCAAGCG
Molecule: messenger RNA, 1116 nt
Organism: Umbelopsis ramanniana AG
Lineage: Eukaryota; Fungi; Mucoromycota; Umbelopsidomycetes; Umbelopsidales; Umbelopsidaceae
Exons: 2
Coding region: 175-1095 (306 amino acids)
Biological process (GO): regulation of DNA-templated transcription
Molecular function (GO): DNA-binding transcription factor activity
Source: RefSeq, a predicted model, not a curated record